AUGCGUGAAAUAAACGGGGACGCGGCGGGCCAGCCGUUGAUGCAGGGUGACGAGGGACUACAGCAUGCUCAGGAGUUUGAACAUGACAUCGACGAGCGCGACGAUAGCGAAGUGCUCGAGGAGAGCGCGCUUCAGACGCCCACGCCCUUCAUCUGGGCCCUCACGCUUGCGGCCGGGGUGUCUGGGCUGCUGUUUGGCUACGACACCGGCGUCAUCUCCUCGACCCUCGUCUCCAUCAACGCCGACCUCUCGGCCCGGCCGCUCACAACCCUCGACAAGUCGCUCAUCACGUCGUGCACCUCGCUCGCCGCGCUCGUCGCCUCGCCUCUCACCGGUGUCCUCGCGGACCACUUCGGCCGCAGGAGAGUCAUCCUCGCUGCUGAUGUGCUGUUCGUCGGCGGCGCGGCAUGGCAGGCUCUUACCACGAGCGUGUGGGGCAUGAUUGGGGGAAGAAGCAUUGUGGGGCUGGGGAUCGGGGGGGCGAGUAUGGUCGUGCCGUUAUACAUAUCCGAAUCCUCCCCUUCCCCGUUCCGUGGCCGUCUCGUAACCGUUUCCUCGCUCCUCAUAACCGGCGGCCAGGUCGUGGCAUAUGUAAUCGGCUACCUCUUCUCCUCCACGCCUGGUGGUUGGCGCUGGAUGGUCGGGCUAGGCGCGUUGCCUGCGGUGCUGCAGAUCGCCAUGUUGGGCUUCAUGCCGGAGAGUCCGCGGUGGUUGGUCAAAGCUGGGCGGGCGGAUGAGGGGAGGAGGGUGCUGGGGAGGAUCUACGGGGAUGGGGAUAGGGAUGGGCGGAUGGAGAGGCUGGUUGAGGGGGUUGUGAGGAGGGUUGAGAGAGAGAUCUUGGAGGAGGAGGAGGAAGGGUGCAGCGAAGGGAUGAAGAGGGGGUGGAGAGGCAAACUCGGGCACCUUGGGUACGGAUUCAGGGAGCUGGUUGGUGUAGGGGCGAAUUGGAGGGCAUUGGUCAUCGCGUGUAUGUUGCAGGGGUUUCAGCAACUUUGCGGUUUUAACGCCCUGAUGUACUUCUCCGCCACAAUCUUCAGCCUCUGCGGCUUCGCCUCUCCGACCCUGACAUCCCUCUCCAUCGCAAGCACCAACUUCGCCUUCACCAUCGCCGCCUUCCACGCCAUCGACCGCGUCGGCCGCCGCAGGAUCCUGCUGCUCAGUGUGCCGGUCAUGGUGCUCGGCCUCUCGCUCUGCAGUCUCUCCUUCGGCUUCAUCGACCUCGGGGCGCCUGCUGCGACGGCGAGUCCUGGAGAAGUAGCAGCAAGAGGAGGAGGAGCGUGGUCGAUGGCACUCCUCGCCGCGCUGGUGCUCUACGUCGCGGCCUAUGCGCUUGGCCUGGGCGUCGUGCCGUGGCAGCAAUCCGAACUCUUCGCCUCCGUGCGCGUCAGGGCGCUCGGCUCUGCGCUCGCGACGGCGACCAACUGGGGCUCGAAUUUCGUCGUCGGCCUGACGUUCUUGCCCUUGAUGGAGAUGUUGGGGCCGAGCGCGACGUUUGUCGUUUAUGCCAUAGUGUGCGUGGCGGGAUGGGCGGCGGUGUGGGGCAUCUAUCCCGAAACGGCGGGCUUGGGGAUUGAGGAGGUGGGCGGGCUGUUGAGAGAGGGGUGGGGGGUGCGGGAGAGUGUGAGGAGGUGGGAGGAGAGGAAGGGGGCGAGAAGGAGGGAAGUUAAGCGGGGGGAGGGCCGUGGUGGGUGA
This is a messenger RNA of Coniosporium apollinis CBS 100218, 1692 nucleotides long. RefSeq lists its product as uncharacterized. The transcript is spliced from 4 exons. The coding region runs from base 1 to 1692 and encodes 563 amino acids. Gene Ontology annotation, molecular function: myo-inositol:proton symporter activity. Lineage: Eukaryota; Fungi; Ascomycota; Dothideomycetes. Gene Ontology annotation, cellular component: membrane. The record is from RefSeq and is a predicted model, not a curated record. Gene Ontology annotation, biological process: transmembrane transport.